AUGACUUCAAGCCGGCCUCAGAGUCCCACGCCUCCCACUGGGACGGUGCAAGUGAACAUCACCUCGGGGGCAGCACCCGUUAGCGGCGCCACAGAGACUGAAACGCCCACCAGAGCCGAGCUAUCCCCGAAAUCUCAUUUGACGUCGACCAGCCCUGAGUUCACGACCCAGUUUCCCAGCUCGGCUUCAACCGAAUCCACCAUCUCCACCAGCCUGGCAGGGAUCCUCAACCCACGGGAACCGAAAAGGGGGUCCGUUUCAACACCCAAGCCAGGGCCGGCCACCUCAGCGGCCCCCACUGAGGAACCCAAGACCCCGCCGAGCAACGAGGUCCAGCCGUGCUCCAACCGGGCCGUGGUGAGGCAAUGCCUCGUGGUCAUCGGCGCCCUGGCCGCGCUGGCCACCGCCUUCAUGGUUUCAACCAUCGUCCUCUGCGCCAGGCUCUCAGCCAGGAAGCCCAACGCCAGGAGGCCCCAGCAGAUGACCGAGAUGAUGUGCAUCUCCUCUCUGCUGCCCGAGAGGAAUCACAACUACACCCGGCAACGCAACCCCAUCACAAACGGCGUGCUGGUGUUCCCCGCCGCCGGAGACAGCGACGAGGACGGAGGGGACAACCUCACGCUCAGCAGCUUCCUCCCAGAAAACGAGCGCUACGUUUGA
Molecule: messenger RNA, 660 nt
Organism: Menidia menidia (Atlantic silverside)
Lineage: Eukaryota; Metazoa; Chordata; Actinopteri; Atheriniformes; Atherinopsidae
Source: the annotation of a GenBank genome assembly